Messenger RNA from Cordyceps fumosorosea ARSEF 2679, 921 nucleotides. Its product is annotated as Mitochondrial carrier domain protein. Lineage: Eukaryota; Fungi; Ascomycota; Sordariomycetes; Hypocreales; Cordycipitaceae. The transcript is spliced from 3 exons. Gene Ontology annotation, cellular component: mitochondrial inner membrane. Gene Ontology annotation, molecular function: S-adenosyl-L-methionine transmembrane transporter activity. The record is from RefSeq and is a predicted model, not a curated record. The coding region runs from base 1 to 921 and encodes 306 amino acids.
AUGGAUAUAUACGUGGCGGGCGCGUUGGCUGCCUUUACGGUAGAUAUGCUCAUAUACCCGUUCGACACUCUCAAAACAAGACGACAGAGCCAGGAUUACCUCAAGAGCUACGCACAAGCCGGCAAGAAUAGCGCACUGGCUUUGCGAGGACUAUACCAGGGAAUUGGAAGCGUCGUUCUGGCCACCUUGCCCGCUGCCGGUGUCUUCUUUUCUACGUACGAACUGUUCAAGACGACAAUUUCGAAGUCGUCAUUAGUACCUUUGCCAGUGGUGCAUUCUGUCGCCUCUGCUACCGCGGAGGCGGCCUCUUGCUUGGUCCUUACACCUGCAGAGCUGAUCAAGCAACAUGCACAGAUGAUACGGUCGCAAGGCGGUGACAAGACGCGAUCAACAUCUCUACAAGCGUUUCGGGGACUGUACGAAGCCGGCGUUGGACGGCGACUUUUCACGGGCUACACGGCGCUUCUCGCACGGAACUUGCCAUUGACGGCAAUGCAGUUUCCCAUCUUUGAGCACUUGCGUGCAAAGAUAUGGGCGACUAGGCCGCGACGAGAGCCAGGACACCAGCGGAUCCUGGAGACGGGGGUUAUCGCGGGGGCGAGCGCAGCGACGGCGGGAGCCCUUGCGGCGUUCAUCACGGCGCCCAGCGACGUGGUCAAGACACGGAUGAUGCUCCUGACGGGCCGCAGCAACGGCGCGGACACCCUCUACAGAGGUGGGCGAGAUCAGAUGGCAGCGGAACAGCAGCCUUGGCGGGUGGCAAGACAAAUUUAUGCCGAAAGCGGGACGAAAGGGCUGUUCCGAGGAGGUGGCUUGCGCUCAACGUGGACGGCGGUUGGCAGCGGGCUGUAUCUCGGGACGUACGACGCCGCCAAGCUUUGGUUGACUGGCGGCAAGGACGCAGAUACGAAAUCUAGAUAG